Messenger RNA from Ornithodoros turicata, 5981 nucleotides. RefSeq lists its product as uncharacterized. Gene Ontology annotation, cellular component: membrane. The coding region runs from base 278 to 745 and encodes 155 amino acids. The record is from RefSeq and is a predicted model, not a curated record. NCBI's taxonomy places the organism in Eukaryota, Metazoa, Arthropoda, Arachnida, Ixodida, Argasidae. The transcript has 4 exons.
UUUGAUUUCAUCGUUGUCAGUGUGUAACAAUUCACCAACGAUUCUACAGAAACAACGGCAGCUGCACAAUCAAUGCGUUGACGUUACAAGCACACACUAUCCUGACAGACAGCCAUGCAUGACGUUUCGUUGGUUUCGUGAUAUAUUACGUAUUACUUGCGCGCAGAGCAAGCAAGACAAUCCAAUCCGUUAAAGGAGGCGUGCUGUGUUUACACUGCUAUCGACUCUUUCCGUGCUUAGUGUUUUCGCGCAGGUUAAAGACGCAAAGCUAGUAAAUAUGCCAGUUGUCGUCACUGAACAGAGGACCACAGUAACCUCAUCAGGAGGAAGGUUCUCCAUGUGUACGCCCAAUUUCGGGUACUUGAGGACACUCGACGGAUGGCUGAAACUGGCACAAAUAGUUCUGGGAUUCAUAACUUUGGCAUUGAUUGUGUCCUUCGACCGUUACCAGCUGUCUUGGGCACGGUUCCUGACCUUCACUUCAUUUGCAUACUCUGUCAUGACCUGUCUCAUACUCCUAUCAGCCAUGGGCUCAGCAACUGGGCUGACGCUUGUUGCAACCAUGUUUUACCUGAACUACCACAUCACAGGGUUCGUGUUCUACCUUUCUGGAGGCCUUACGUGUGUCAUUAAUGCUGCUCAGUACCGUGACCUGGGACAGAUAAUAGCUGCUGGAGUACUGGGAUUGCUUCUUGCUGCCUUGUACGCUAUCGACAUUGCCCUCACAUUCCGAGCAAGGGGCUAGGUUUCUUCAGCGUCAUGGUCAGAACAACACACACACAAAUGUGGAAAGUGUUGCCUGUACUCUGCUUUACUUUUCACCAUUUGAGCAUGUUAUGUUGACAACGGGUACUAGCCUUACUAAGGAGGGAAGGUGUUGCCAAAUUUGGGUUUCUUCAUAGAACAUAGAAACUGAAUGUAUGCAAGCUGGUGUAGGCUAGUUGUUGGUAACGUUCACGUGAGUCUGGGACAGUAUGCACAAGGAUGGACACAGAGGCUCGUCUCGUCCACUCGUGUCUGUACUUGUGCAUACCUCCUCAGACUCCGCAGAAAUGUCACCAACAGCUUGCAUUCUUCAUUAGGAUGGCUAAGCAUGAGGUGACAGGAAAGGGUGGCAUGAAGAAAUCUGUGUUAUGUCGUAUGGAAGUGUGUUACUGCUAGGAGUUUCCUUUUUUGCAGCGAGCUUUGUCAGUUGACGAGGCUAUGUGUGAUCUUUUUGCAUGGUUUGUAAUUUCUGUACGAAAAUUUCAAUCCAUGCAUAAUUCAUUAUUGCACACCAAGAUACAAAUGUUGCAGGUUUUGCUUAACUUUUUUAUGUUAGGCUUACAUAACAGAAGAAUAAAAAUGGGAAGUGACAGUCUGUGAUGAAUGCCCUGUGUGAGGUCCAGAAUGUGACAUGUUACUGGUGAAAAGCAACGCAGUGCUUAGCAUUGUGAAGGCUUAAGAGCAACCGCAAUGGCAAUACGUAGUGGUUGCAAAAUGUCUUUGAUUCAGAAGUUUCGACCAUCCUUAGCCUGCAAUUCUUGAAGAAAAAAAGUUUUAUGCAGUGGUUUGCUUCCAACAUGACUGAUAUGUCACUUAUCACCGGCAUGCUGUUCACAUAUAGUUAUAAUAAAGCACAUGUGUAAAGUUAAGCUCUAGGCAUAUGUACGAUGAUACUAAUCCAUUCAUCAGAGCGUAUAUUACGAACAUCACCUUCCAAACACAUUAGCACAUGCUAUUACUAUUUUACCACACAAUCAAUCAAUGCCAAGUUUACGGCUGCUACAGAGUCAGUCGGUGGGGUCUGUGUCAUGUUUCAGAACAUUUUUGUACCUAGCCAAACUAAUAGUUCCAAAAUAAUACAAUUCUUCCUUUUCUUUUGACACAGCACCACCAUCAUUGUAGCCUCUAUUUUUUUACCUGGAGAGGGACCAUGUGAUGGUACGCAUGUCAUAAGGUGCAUUCUUGAUUGGCUGUUUGCAUUGUCUGCAUACCUGCCAUGUUGCAGUUUUUCUAUUCAGUCAAAAUACACGAAAAUUGUCAACCUUCUGAAGCCUAUGUACCUUGCAAUUGUGCCUCUUGUAUCAGUUUUGUUGACAUUGCUUGUGUACCACAUAAUGUGUCACAGAAUUCUAUCAAGAAAUCUACUUCUCUGGAAAUUGUGGGGUGAAAAGUAUUUAUUUUUGGCAAGCUUUUACCAUGUCUUAUCAGUUUCCAAUCAUGACAAAUUGAAUUUUCUGAAUUGACCUCCAAAAUUUUUGUUAUGAGAAGAGAAAGUGUAUGUCGGAUUUACCACAUUUCAUUGUAAAAUACAGUGGCAAUAGCUGGGGGGAAAAAAAAGUUGCAAAACACGUCGUUUCGAGAUACAAAUUGUCAGCCACCCUGAGUUCUCCCUCCAGGUAAUGCAAGAAGCGUCUGGAGAAAACGGUGCCCCGACUCUUCCUGUUUUCUUCUCACUGUUGUUUCAGGUAACUGUGGCAUUGUAACUGCUAUCAAAAGAAGCAUAGAAAAGGCAGCUGAGGGGAGGUCCAUGUCCCUUACUGCUUGCUGGAGAACUGAAGGUGUCCAACAAUUUGCAACAAUUUGUCUCUAAACAACAAUUUUUGCUCCUUUUUUUUUUUUCUGUUCAGCUAUUGCCAUUGUAGCAGGGAGCUUUCUGUUUGUGGCAAAGAAACGUUGCGUUGACUUGGCAAAUUUUGAAGCCCAAUUCAGAAAAUUCAAUUUCUCGCGACUGAAAAUCGAUCAAAGUGCAUGGCAAAAGUUAACUGAAGAUGAAUACCGCUGACCUCACAGUUUUUAGACACCUAUAUUUCUUGACAGAACUUUUUGAUAUGUUUGGUGAAACGCUGUGCAUGUUAACAUGCAGAGAUAUGCUCCAAAGUUAGCUUUUGGGAUCUGUUCUGAUUCCAAAAGGUGAGAAAUCACUAUUGAUAUCAGCCAACAUGACAACGUGGCUAUCCGUGUCACUCAGUGUGACACAAAUUAAUCUCUAACAUUGUUAAUGAAUCUCUGAGAAUAGCCUUACUUCUACUAUGAAAUAUGAAGUGGGUAAGGAAUAUAAAUGCAAUGAAAAUUCAAAUGGAGAAAAUGUGAAUUUUGCUGACCAGGGCCCGCUUGCACGGACGUUGAGGAGACUCCUCAAUGGUACCCUCAGUAGCUUUGAUAGAGUGUCUGGUACGUGCUACUGUCCUCACUGGUGUUCGUGCAUAAAGCACUGGCAAGGACACUGAGGACGGCACUUGGGAAUUUCCUCAACGUUCGUGCAGAUGGGGCCCUGGUACUGUAGUUUGGAAGGUCAUUUCUGUUCAUAGUGAUAUACUAUUACCACGGUCUUUUGAUACUCUAUCUGGUCACGAAACUCCGCCGGAAAGUUUGCCUAGGUACCGGAGCUGCCGCGCGGCGGCGCGCGCAUAAGCAGCAGGGGGUGACUGUCACGUCUGGCGCAUCGGAGCCGUAUGUUCACACGUGGGCUGAGCUGGGCGUUUUGGGAGGUUUUGGGCACAACAAACCAAAUAAGAUUGUUCAGCGUAUUUGAAUUUUGUUUUAUUUUGCAUCGUGCAUGGGUGUGCAGCGAUAUAUAGCUCUCUGAGCAGUAUAAUUGGCUGUGGACGCAGGAGAACUUUCAGCGAGCAAUUGCUUUCACAUACCGACGUCCAAAUGGGACUGACCGCAAAUUUGCAGUGGCGCUUAAGGCGUUAACGAUUCUAUACGUGGCUUUGUCACUUAAAAACGUUGCAUUUAGGCAGUGAUCUCAUCGACACGCUUUACUGUACAUGUUUCGAACACGUUUGAUGUCUGAAAAAAUGACUCCAUCUGCGCUACAGCAAUGCACCCAACCAUCAUUUAUUGCAGAUUUACUAUUUUAGGUAUAGCAGAACUCCACAAUACUGCUAUUGCAACGUGGUUCUCACACCAUGGAGGUUUUAAUUAACUACAUUUUAUGAUUGUAUCAUACAUUUUAUGAAUCGCGAAACAACAGUGAUCACAAUCAGUGGCACUGGCAAUGAGGACUUUAUAUCACAGAACAUCAAUGGCCGUGAGUGACUGGGCUUUACAUGAUCAAUUAUGAUAAUCGGCAAAAACAAUGUUCCAGGGCAACUCAUGGAAUGACCAAAUGUCUUACGGCCUUGGAUGGCCAGAUUUAUUUGCACUGUUCACCGUCAGUGGUGAAUCUUUCCUGCCACCUGCAGCAGGGCGUGACCUGGGAGUAGCCAGGUUAAGCUUCUUGUUCUUUUCGUGGGAAAAGAAGUGCAGCUGACAUCUCACAAAAAAAUUAAGCACUUCAGCUGUUUUCUGGAUGUAGUGCGCACUGCACCCAAUGCUAGCACCCGAACAUGUGACAUACAUGUGACAUACAUGUGAGGUACAUGUGACACCUUGCCGGUUGCACGGACCUGUGCCAACUUUCUCUGCAGGGUGUACUGCUUCUUUUCUGUGUCCCAGAGCUUCCACUUUAUUCGGUCAAGUUUUGCUUUUAUGCAGACAUGUGAAUCAGUCCGACAGGAAUUGUUGCAGGUUUCACUGCAGAGAAAAGAUAAAUUAAUGAAUGCAUCUUAUUAUGGCCUCUUGUUGGCUGCAUUGCAGUCAUGUGUUACAACAGACAAGUUUCAACGGGUUUCUAUGAAUAACAACGCACAUUCUGUUCUGAUGCGCCUAGCUGUCUGUCUUGAACGCUGAGCUCUCCUGCUCCAACGUCAAUGAGAGGCGCUGAGCUUGUACCACUACUACUCGUCCGUUUUCUUUUCAAGGACUGUUUCGCUGCUGGCAGCCUCCUCGUUGCACGACUUUUAGGCUUUGGGGUGCUCAAGUAUUGCGGACCCCCAUCAAAAAUUCGUGGCACGGCCUCAGGACGCAGCUUUGACCUGUCGCGAGGCAUGGUGACCUUCUCCUUGCUUUCAGUGCCAUUCAGAGCUUCCCGUGUCACGAGGAAUUCGUCCGCUCUGACUAUGUCGGAUGCGUCAAAAUGCUUCUCGCACACACGUGUCCACUUUGACUCAAAGCUGAAACGCGAGUCCUCUUUCCGAGGUAUCGAACGCUUCCACUUCUCUCGCUUGAUGGCAUCAGUCGGCAACGCGAAAAACGAUACCUUUUCGCCAGAAUAGACUAUUUCAGAAAUUGCAUGGAUGGCCCACCAGAGAGCGCCGUGUUGCAAAAGCCCCGCUGCAUCUUGGGAUUUAGUUUUCAUGAGUCAGAGAGAAGAAGAAGAGCGCAAACGGUUUCGGUUUUCUCUCUCCUUCACCUCCCGCACCUUCAAGCAACACGAAUGCAAACCAUUUCCCACAACGCAUUGCGCGAUGCGCGUGACUUGGGCGACAGAGGGCCCCCGUGCGGAGCACAAGGGCAAUAUCUGAAAUCUCCUAUUGUCAUAUCCCGAGCGACACGCUGGGACACAACACGUCUGCGGCAUGCAUAGAUUAGCUGAAAUCUAUUCACAGUCUAAGUAUGCACGUGGAUUUCAGGAAGAAGCGUCUACACUGGUCAAAACGCAGGCAGAAGAAGAGGCAUUUACCCGUAUCAGCUGGCGUUUUCUCCCCAAGUAGCGACAGGCGCGCCUCCGUGCGGCAGUGGUUCGCCCUAAGCAAACCUGACCUAUUGUUCUCCGGCGGAGUUUCGUGACCAGAGAGAGUAUCAAUAGACCGUGUUAUUACACUUUGAUUAGUAACUAGAGAGGUGUGGUAGGUUGUACUUACCGGUUAUGUGUGGUAGUUAGGUUGGAAGUUACUAUACUUUCAAGGGUCUUCUCAAGGAAUAAAAUUAUUUAUGCUUUCAUUACGCACUGGUACAUAGAGCAAAUGUGUGUUACGAGUGCUUGUGGGGAAAAUAUGUUGUGGGGUCUGUGUGCUUAGGACCAGAGUUAAGUUAUAUAAUUUUGUUGUUGCUUCAAUAGCUGUUUGAAAUAGCACAUGCAAAGCUCAGCAACUGUUAUAUGGACUGUGGCAGGAAUGGUAAUGAAGUAAUUUGAGCAAAAUAAGAGAUAUAAUAAAUUACAUUACAAAUUA